CUAGUUCUGCGACAAAACAAAAAAAGCAUCGUGGAUAAUUCUGUGGUCAGUUGGCUUUCUUCAGCCAACUAACAAUAUACAACUCCUCCAUCUGCUUCAAUCUCUCGGGCGAUGCAGACUUUUGCAAUUAUAAACUUCUUCAGGGAUUAAUUAGCCAACUAAUUAACGAUGGAAUCAAUUGGUCUCCGCGAGCGCCCUGUUCGGAAAUGCCGCCUACAGAACUCGAAAGUCAACACUAGUCGCGAGGAACUGAUCCCCGAUGCCCUCAGCAAUCCGUCGGGCCCUGGCCAUCAGCCGCCCAAAUUCACAAUCGAUCUCUCUCUCCCGCCAGAGCAGAGGUACUCGCACGUCGUCCCCGAAAUGCUGCCCGAGAUCAACAAUUCCCAACUGGAGAGUCUGUUCACCACCCUCGUCUCCGAUAUCGCUCCGCGGCCCAUCGCCAAGCUAAUCAACCUCCUCGCCCCCCGAAUACUCCGGCGCGUCUACUCGGACGAGGAAAACGCCGAGCUGAGGGGCAUCGCCCAGGCGACGAGGCUGCCGAUGCACCUCCUCGUCGCCUUCAACGUCCUCCUCGACCUGCUGAUGGGCUGCACCAGCGGCGGCGUGCGCGUCGAGGAGCGCGUUCCCGGCGCGUCCUGGGAGUCGCGCGUCCUGCACUUCCGCACCCUCGACUGGGCCAUGGACCCGCUGCGCCACAUCGUCGUCGAGCUCGACUUCGUCCGCCGCCCCGGCGGGCCCGUCGUCGCCACCUCGCUCACCUACCUCGGCUACGUCGGCGUCCUGACGGGCGUGCGCGAGGGCUUGAGUUUGAGCCUCAACUUCCGCCCUUAUCACGACUCUACUACCUGGCGGAAGCGGCUCGCGUUUAAGAGGCACCAGCUUCUGGUCGUGCUCGGGCGCAGGCCGUCCAUCUCCUCUGUGCUGAGAUCGUACAUCAUCCCCCGGGUGGGAUCCGAGGCUGCCGGGGGGCCAGGUGGGGGCGACAAGAGCCAGUUCGGGGGCUGGGGGAAGAAGGGUGGCAAGGCGAAGCGAUCCGAGCCAGACGACUCCUCCGACUUCCCCAGCAUCGAGCGCACCCUUGCGGAGCUCUCAUCGGCGCCCUCGACGUCGGCGUACCUCGUUCUUUGCACGCCGCAAGCGGCGCACCUCGUCGAGCAGGACCACCGGACGGCGUCGGUGCGGGCGUCGGGCUCGCUGCUGGUGGGGUGCAACCACGACUGCACGGACGAAGACAACGCCGCCGCGCUCGAGGCCGCGGCGCGCGACCUCGCCGAGCACGAGACCGCCACGGGGAUGGACGUCAUCAUCCAGUCGUCCAUCGACCGCAAGUGUCGCGUCGACGAGAUCGUGCGCGAGGCGCUGGCGAGGCGGAGGAGGGAGCUCCGCCGGCAGGAGUGGGCUGUCGCGGUCGAGGAUGUGCUCGCUGUCUUGCAGGACCCUGAGGUGUCGAAUAGUGACACUCAUUACGCUGCCAUCAUGGACCCGCAGAAUGGAAAGAUCCUGUGGAGGAGGGUGUACAUGCCUGGGGAGCUGGGGGAGUUGGAGGAGCCAGAGGAGCCGGAGGAUUGGUCCAUGGUUUUAUAGAUAAUGUUAGGAUUCUACACCUCGGCAGCGUCGAUCUAUUAACUCAUGGGGCCAUAUACACCUAUAAAUAGCAUCCCAUUAUGACCUGAAGCAUGAUAAC
Messenger RNA from Phialemonium atrogriseum, 1684 nucleotides. RefSeq names its product beta subunit of N-acylethanolamine-hydrolyzing acid amidase-domain-containing protein. The coding region runs from base 169 to 1584 and encodes 471 amino acids. The record is from RefSeq and is a predicted model, not a curated record. NCBI's taxonomy places the organism in Eukaryota, Fungi, Ascomycota, Sordariomycetes, Cephalothecales, Cephalothecaceae. Gene Ontology annotation, molecular function: hydrolase activity, acting on carbon-nitrogen (but not peptide) bonds. The transcript has a single exon.